This is a messenger RNA of Naumovozyma castellii, 531 nucleotides long. RefSeq lists its product as uncharacterized. Bases 1 to 531 code for a protein of 176 amino acids. The transcript has a single exon. NCBI's taxonomy places the organism in Eukaryota, Fungi, Ascomycota, Saccharomycetes, Saccharomycetales, Saccharomycetaceae. The record is from RefSeq and is a predicted model, not a curated record.
AUGUUGUUGCAACCUUUUAAUUAUCUUGUGUUGGCUUCAAUUGAGGCUGUAGCUAGGGAAGGGGCAAAUUCUGGGGACGAUGUGAAGGUGUUGAAACCAGUGGGACAAAUUCGCAAGAAAAGGACAACCAGGUUUGUGGUGAACAUAAUCAGGCACCAUCUUCCAUGUGGAAAAGAAGUGGAAUCCGGUUCAUUAACUUCUAUCGAGACUAAAUUGGCUUCGAAGAAAGUAGUUGUGGAAAAUGAGGAACGCUGUAGACAGUGCUCUUCUUCCGAAAUUGGUCAGUGGCGGAGAGGACCCUAUGGACCACAUACGCUUUGCAAUAAAUGUGGAUUAUUUUAUUCCAAAGUUACAAAGAGGUUUGGUUCAAGAUCAGCUAAUAUGCUCAUGAGGUAUCACCGAGAGAUGUCCAUCGAAGAUCGCCAUGUUCCACAGAAGUGCAGUAUUCCAAUGGAUUUCGUGGAACGGUUGUUGGCAGAUGAGCAACUCGAUCCAAACUUCUUCCCCAUCCUACCUGUUUCAAUCAAUUAA